GCUCCAGUUUGAGCCUCUUGUUUCUUAGAGUCGCAUAGACUCCUUAUUUCUUGUUGAGUGCCGAAGUAUUAGCUUUUAAAGUGCUGGAAUGAAAUACUUCGCAUUUUUCCUGUUUGUUUUACUGUUGGCAGUCGACACAAAACCAACUGAGGCUGUCUGUGGCUAUGAGUCUUGUCCCGAAACAAAACCAAACUUUGUCAACAUUCACUUGGUGCCACACUCCCACGACGACGCUGGAUGGCUGAAGACUGUGGAUCAGUAUUUUUAUGGCCACAAGAAUAACAUUCAACAUGCUGGUGUCCAGUACAUAAUCGACACAGUUGUCUCGGAGCUGAUCAAGGAUCCCAAGCGUCGCUUCAUCCAAGUGGAGACUUCCUUCUUUGCCAAAUGGUGGAAGGAACAGUCGGAGACUGUCAAGCAGGUGGUAAAAAAAUUGGUCAACGAAGGUCGUCUGGAGUUCACCAACGGCGCCUGGAGCAUGAACGACGAGGCAGCAGUCAACUAUCACAGUGUGAUUGAUCAGUUUACCGUGGGAUUGAAGUUCCUUGAUGAGACUUUUGGCGCUUGUGCACGUCCUCGAGUCGGCUGGCAGAUCGAUCCUUUUGGGCACAGUCGUGAGCAGGCCUCAUUGUACGCACAAAUGGGCUACGAUGGAGAGUUCUUCUCCCGCAUGGACCACAAAGAUAAGGCCAGGCGCAUGGAGGACCUCUCACUGGAAAUGAUUUGGGAUGCCAGCGAGUCCUUGAGCGAUGCGAAGCUCUUCACUGGUCUGCUCUACUCCUCAUACUGGGAGACUUCUGGCUUCUGCUUCGACGUGCUCUGCAGGGACGAUCCAAUUAUCGACGGAGACAGCUACGACAACAACGUCCAAACCAGGGUGGACGAUUUCCUUGCCUAUGCAGCUAAAGUGGCUGCAAAGUUCCGCACGACCCACAUCAUGAUACCCUUGGGCGGGGACUUCCAGUACGAAGACGCGCAUAUAAACUACAAGAACAUGGACAAGCUGAUCAAGUACGUCAACGAACGCCAAGCGGACGGCUCCACCUACAAUCUGUUCUACUCCACCCCGGCCUGCUAUCUGAACUCCGUACAUGAGGGGCUACAGACUUGGCCCAACAAAACCGACGACUUCUUCCCCUAUGCCAGCGACUCCAACAGCUUCUGGACAGGAUACUACACCUCUCGACCCACCCAAAAACGCUUCGAGCGCGAUGGCAACCACAUGCUGCAGACUGCCAAACAGCUCAGUGUCUUUGCCGAUCUGAAGAGUCAGCAACAGAAGGAAGACCUCGAUUACCUUCGCCAGAUAAUGGGAGUAAUGCAACACCACGAUGCCAUCACCGGAACGGAGAAGCAGGCGGUGUCCAACGACUACGAUCGACUGCUCUAUGAUGGCAUUAUCGGAGGAGCCAGCAAUGCUCGAGAUGCCCUGCGAGUGCUGACCAAUCUGCCAGAGGGGGAGUUCGAGAGCUGCCUGCAGCUGAACAUCAGCGAAUGCGCCUUCACCCAGGACAGUGCGGACAAUGUGGUGGUGACCCUGUUCAAUCCAUUGGCCCACACCUCCUCACAGUAUGUGCGAGUACCCGUGAAGGAGGAGAACUACCAGGUGACUGACGAAAAGGGACGCCUGGUGGCCUCUGAGGUGGUGCCAGUGGCCUGGCAAGUCCUGGCUCUGGAAUACCGCCAGAACACAACUCAGCACGAGCUCGUGUUCAAGGCAUCCGUGAACAAGAUCGCCAGCUACUACAUCAAGAAGGUCGACAAGGUAGAGAGCAAGGAAAUUGUCCUGCCCAAGGCUGCUAAAAAGUCGGUGAAGCAAAACGAAAAGAACUUGGAGGUGCCCCAGCGAUUUAAGAAGGUCCAUUCCAUGCAGAAUGUGGAGACUCACGCCGAUGAUGAUUCCGAAACUGUGGUCCAGACAUCGGAGAUCAAAUUGGUGAUCGACAAUAAUACGGGUCGCCUGAAGAACGUUGAGAUGAACGGAGUGUCCGAGGCUAUUGACCAGAACUUUGCCAUUUAUGAGACAUAUGAAUCCGGAGCUUAUGUCUUCCGUCAAAAGGAAGACGUUGAUCUGAAAUUCUUGGAAGACAAGGUGGAGUUCACAGUUUACGAUGGAGCUCUGGUGAAGGAAGUCCAUCAGCAGUUCAGCGAAUGGAUCUCCCAGGUCAUUCGCAUCUACGAGGGUGUCAACCGUGUGGAGUUCGAGUGGCUCGUCGGGCCCAUUCCAACUGACGAGGAUACCGCCAGGGAAAUUGUGACAGUUUUCGAUAGCGAAAUCUCCUCGAACGGCGUCUUCUACACUGACUCCAAUGGGCGCGAGAUGAUCAAGCGUGUAAAGGAUAAGCGAGAGGACUUUAACCCUGAUCUAGGCAGGCAGCCAAUUAGUGGAAAUUAUUACCCAAUCGUCUCCCGCAUUGCCCUGGAGGACAUCAACAAGCGCAUUGCUCUGCUCAACGAUCGUGCCCAGGGUGGAACCAGCAUGCAAAACGGACAGUUGGAGCUCAUGCUCCACCGUCGUCUUGUUCAGGAUGAUGGAUAUGGUGUGGGAGAGGCCCUGAACGAGCAGAAGUACGAGAAACCUCUCAUUGCACGCGGAAAAGUCUACUUGAUCCUCAACUCUGUGGAGGAAUCGACCAAGGUGGAGCGUUUGGCCGAGAAGGAGAUUCAUUUGCCCUUUUGGAAGUUUUUCAGCAGUCACAGCCAAGUGAACAGGAAUGCUGCUGCCAAGCCAUUGGCCGACUUCAAUGUCUGGCCACAGUCGGUGCAUUUGCUUACCCUGGAACCCUUUUCAGAGCAUGAGGUUCUGCUGCGCCUGGAGAACUUCUUGGAUCACAUUGAGGGUAAUGUGGUUAGCUUCAACAUACGCUCGAUCCUUGAUGACUUGGGCGGUGUGGAGAUCCGGGAGACCACCUUGGAUGGCAACAUGCCACUGAGCGAGAUGAAACGCAUGAAAUUCCAGCACGAUGCUGCUGGCUCUAGGCCCAAAACAGCCGAGUUCUUCACAUCGCAGCACAAGCCCUUGGUGGCGCAUAAAUCCCAGGCGGACUCCAAGUUCAGUGUCAGCCUGAAGCCCAUGCAAAUUAGAACAUUUAUCAUAAGAAAUGAGUAGAUUUCAGCUGAACUCUAGGGCCAAUGGUUGUG
This is a messenger RNA of Drosophila guanche, 3141 nucleotides long. Its product is annotated as lysosomal alpha-mannosidase-like. Bases 89 to 3109 code for a protein of 1006 amino acids. The transcript is spliced from 5 exons. Gene Ontology annotation, biological process: mannose metabolic process. Lineage: Eukaryota; Metazoa; Arthropoda; Insecta; Diptera; Drosophilidae. The record is from RefSeq and is a predicted model, not a curated record. Gene Ontology annotation, molecular function: alpha-mannosidase activity; carbohydrate binding. Gene Ontology annotation, cellular component: lysosome.